AUGGACAGCUCCAGCUUAUUGCACAGUAACAAGUCUGGGUUUGCUGUCUCAGAGGAUUGGGAAACCAUCAUUGGGGUUUACUUGCUCACACUGGGUUGGCUUUCUUGGCUUGGCAACGGAGGGGUGAUCUUCAUCAUGUACAACCAACGACAUUCCCUGGACCCUCAGGACUAUCUCACCUUCAAUCUUGCUGUCUCAGAUGCAGGCAUUUCCCUCUUUGGCUAUUCAAGGGGCAUUCUAGAGCUGUUUAACGUUCUUAGAGAUGAUGGCUUUCUAAUCACUUCCGUAUGGACAUGCAAGGUGGACGGAUUUAUAAUACUCUUUUUUGGUCUAAUCAGUAUUAAUACUCUGACAGCCAUCAGUGUCAUCAGAUACAUUAAAGGAUGCCAGCCUCACCAAGCUCACAAAAUUGAUAGAAAAAAUAUUACAUUAACCAUGAUUGUGAUAUGGGCAACCGCUCUUUUCUGGGCCAGUGCACCACUUCUAGGGUGGGGUAGCUAUACAGACCACAAAUAUGGUACAUGUGAAAUAGACUGGAUCAAGGCAACAUUUUCUGUUGUCUAUAAGUCCUACGUGAUUGGAAUCUUUAUAUCUGGCUUCUUUAUUCCUGUCUCCAUCAUGGUUUUCUGUUACGUGUCCAUAAUAAAGACUGUUAAAUCAAGUCACAAGACCACAAGAGGUAAAAAAAUUAGCCAAAGGCAGCGGCUCAUGGAACGAAAUAUUACACAGGUGUCAUUUGUAAUUUGUUUUGCCUUUUUCCUGGCAUGGUCUCCUUAUGCAGUAAUCUCUAUGUGGUCAGCAUGUGGAUUUCAAGUGCCAGCGCUCACCAAUGUCCUAGCCAGCCUUUUUGCCAAAUCUGCCAGUUUUUACAACCCACUUAUCUACAUGGGAAUGAGCUCUAAAUUCCGUAAAGACAUCAGAAACCUUUUCCAGUGUCUCAACCAAGACAAGGAUUCAGCCCUGCAAAUGCCAGUACAGAUGCUCAAUCAAAGAAAUGAGGCAGCUGUCCUCCUGAAACCACAGAGAGAGUUUGUGUCCAAAGUUCCUGAGGCUGAAACGCCAGGCUAA
Messenger RNA from Mauremys mutica (yellowpond turtle), 1068 nucleotides. RefSeq names its product opsin-5-like. Gene Ontology annotation, molecular function: G protein-coupled receptor activity. The transcript has 6 exons. The coding region runs from base 1 to 1068 and encodes 355 amino acids. Lineage: Eukaryota; Metazoa; Chordata; Testudines; Geoemydidae. The record is from RefSeq and is a predicted model, not a curated record. Gene Ontology annotation, cellular component: membrane. Gene Ontology annotation, biological process: G protein-coupled receptor signaling pathway.